GAUGCUGUGCUGUGCUGUGAUUACGCCAGUUACGUUUAUGUCAGUCCAGCAAUCUAUGUGUAAAACUUUAAGAAAUAUGUACGAAAUGAUUAUUAUAAAACCUUAUUUAUAUGCAUAAAGCCAUAUCUUACAUUAACAAAAUGAUUAUUAUCCAUUUUAGUAACACGUAAAUGCAGUGAUUAUACUUAAUUUGCUGGCGAAAUAAUUCGUUAUCUGUUGCAAGUAAUCUGUGUUAAAUGAAAAGUAUAAAUAGUAUAUAGAAAUGGACGAGAGGCGUGUAGCGGAGUAUUUUGUGGUGGCCGGGCUGCCCGAGAAACCCGAAAUACUCGACGACUCCGAUUCUGGCCACCUAAAAGGUUACAGUACUAAGCCGCCGAUCACAGAUAUAAGUGUAAUAUUCCCUGGUUUAGGGGAAAGGGUGCCAGAUGGGUACGAAGUAGUGGAGCUAACGCCGACCGGACUGCCCGCCAAUUUGAACCAUGGCUCGAUGCGGUCACCAGAAUGCUAUCUGUGUAUACGAAGGGGGAGGGAUCGACCACCGCUAGUUGAUAUAGGUGUAAUGUACGAAGGUAGAGAACGGUUAAUGGCCGACGCUGAAAUGGUCCUGUUGUCCGUUGGCGACCGGCUGGCCAACGUUAACAAUUCCACCGCCAAGUCGUUCAUAACGUACCGACGCGCGCAUCCAACGGCGCCGUGCAACGCGUUGGUCGUGGUGGACGUGUGCGUCAUCAUCACGUGCAAGGGGGAAACGCCGCCGCAUGCCUUUUGUAUGAUCGGGAAGAAUUUAAAUAAAGGGUUAAUAGGCAGCAACGUGUUCCUAUGCUACAAAAAGUCAAUGAAUCGCCCGCCGUUAAUAGCUUACAAACCUGAAGUGCUGUUUAGGUAUCCAUCAACAGAGCGUCGCAGUCUGGCGUUCCCCACGUCAGUGCCUCUGUUCUGUCUGCCCAUGGGCGCCACGCUCGAGGUGUGGCCCAACAACGCUGCGUCGCCAAAACCCGUGUUCUCUACGUUCGUCCUCACCGUCGCUGAUGCUACGGAUAAAGUAUAUGGGUCAGCGGUGACGUUCUACGAGAGCUACCCGCACUCGUCGCUGAGCGACUCUCAGAUGGAGCAGCUGGGGUGGCGCGCGGGCGUGUCUCACAGCACGCACUCGCUGCACGCCAACAAGUGCAUCUGUCUGCUGUCCCGAUGGCCCUUCAGUGAUACCUUCGAGCGAUGGCUCUUGUACAUAUUGGAGAUGUCCUGGAGCAAGGAGCCUUUGAGUAUACCUAUCGAGCGGUACAUAACACACCUGCUAGAAGAAGUGCCAUUUCCAGAACCGAGAAUAUUAUUACAGCUGUCGCCAACGAACGCUCACGACCGGGUAAUAGUAACGCGUCGCGACGAUCAGCCGCUGGUGCGUAGCGGGGCCGGCUUCAGGCAGCUCCUGCUGAACCUCGGCGCUGACAACUGCUUGCUGCUGCUGGCGUUGGCGAUCACUGAGCAGAAGAUACUUAUACAUUCGCUCAGGCCAGACACAUUGACUGCUGUCUCCGAGGCAGUUUCCAGUUUAUUAUUUCCAUUCAAAUGGCAGUGCCCGUACAUUCCGCUUUGCCCUUUGGGUCUAGCAGAAGUAUUACACGCUCCGUUACCGUAUUUAAUAGGAGUGGACUCAAGGUUCUUUGACUUGUUCGAACCCCCGCCAGAUGUGACGUGUGUCGACUUAGAUACCAACAAUAUCACAAUAUGCGAAUCCCAGAGGCAUAUAUCAAUAAAACUAUUGCCCAAAAGACAAGUAAGGUUAUUGAGACACACAUUGGAGCAAUUAUAUACCAACAUACGGCCCGCUUCACCAGUACAUUCUUCACACAACAACAAAUAUAAUGGGGAACCAACAACGAGCUUAGACAGAGAUUUUCAAAAAAGAAAAAAGGAGCAAGCGUUAGAACUGAAAAUCCAGGAAGCAUUUUUGAGGUUCAUGGCACAGACGCUACAAGGGUACCGAGGAUACCUCAUACCGAUCACCAAAGCGCCCACAGUGGGUACAACCGAUCCACACGCUCUGUUCCAUAUGGACGCAUUCCUUCGCUCUAGAGCUGAUAAGACAGAACAACGCUUCUUUACUCUGAUAAUGCGAACGCAAAUGUUCACGCGUUUCAUAGAAGAACGCUCGUUCGUGUGCGACAAUGACCAAGGUCUGACAUUCUUCGACGAGUGCAUAGAACGAGUGGCCAGCAAAGAGGCGAGAGCACACGAGCCGUUGUUGGGAUUGGACAAUUCUAACACGUCGGAGCGUACCGUGUUCGUGCCACCACCGGACCCUGACCCUGAGGAACAAUACACAUAUGAAAAGUUCAUAUUAGACGAGGUGCUGGUGGAUCGAUGUCGACAGAACACGCGGGGCGGCGCGCUACAAGCUUUGCCCGCGACUGCGCUCGCCUCGGCCGAGUCUUUAGCAGAUGCCUCACCAAUGGCCAGACGUACUAAGAAUGAAAUAUCUGCGGCGCAAAGACUGGCGCGCAAAGCAAGCCUGUUCCCGGAGGAGUGGGCCAAGUGUCUCCUGGGCGCGUGCUACUCGCUGUACUUCCUGGCGCUGCCGUGCCGCAUCUUGCUCUGCCGGGGAAGGGAGCACGCCACCCUCAGGGACGCCUUCGAGCUGCUGGAGCGAGCCACCAAACUGCGAGUGCCUUGCGAUGAGGUGUGCUAUCGGGUGAUGAUGCAACUCUGCGGCAUUCACUCGCUGCCAGUGCUGGCAGUGCAGUUGCUUUUCCUGAUGAAGAGAUCGGGACUGCAGCCCAACGCGCUGACGUACGGAUACUACAACCGCUGCGUGCUCGAAGCUGAUUGGCCGAAGGACAUGUCCAGUGGAUCACAGUUACUGUGGAAUAAGCUGAGGAUCGCGGUGAUGGGCGCGGCGUUGUUCCGGAAAGCGGGCGCGCAAAGGGCCAUACGAUCCGCCGGCACUACGGGCAGCACUGGAACACUUCCUCGCGUCCGGACAGUUGGAGGCGAAGGGUCGGAUUUGGCGGCGUUGGCACUCGCCGAACCUACGCGUAGUAGGUCGAGUUUAGAUUCCGCUAGCGAAGGGGCGACCGCCAGCGCGAGCGCGUUCGAGGCGCUGUGCCGGCGCGGUAACAUCGUGCGCGCGAACACGACGCACCCGCGCGCGCACAAGCUGUCGCACGCCGCCGGGAUACUUAUAUCAGGUUUGCCGUCAAAUCCAGAUUUAACCGGCACGUCUCGACCAAGAAGUAAUUCGUUAGGGACUGAAGAACCUGAGCCGUUGACCAUAACAGAAAAAAGACAGACAAUACACGUCAGUCCAGAGAGUCCGUCCGACCUCCGUAUACUGACACGGUCGAAGAGCUUCGCGGGCGACGCUCAGAUCGUGCAGAAUCUACAGAGGCUUUCAUUCUCCAGUGGUUCAAAUGUGAAGACUCGCUGCUCGAGGACACUCAGUUUCCCUGAGGAACCGGAAAAGGAGGCGGCAGCUAUGGAACCUUUAGAUCUGAACUCCAAAUCCUCACCUUUAAAAUUGUCACCCCGAACGCCAGUAUUAGCCGAUGACCCUCUCGGAGCCUUAACCCUGGAUGAACGGGAGCCGCUGUUGGAACCGAAGCCCCCUGUAGAUGACGGGCCUCCGCUGCCGAAACACGAGCUGAGCGUCAGUCCCAAGCUGUUCCACCGGAGGAGCAACUCUUUCCAGGACGAACCUACAGAGGAUCAGCCCGGGAAACUGCAUAGGAGCGAAACGGCGCCAGCUACAGUCUCAUCCAGCCUGGCGAGCCUCGGCAACACACUCAAGAUCAGCUUUGGACGCUAUUCGCCUGCCAGACUGUCGUUGCGCAAGGAAAACAUGAAAAUCGGAAAAGCUAUGAUCGAGAAUUACUUCAGCCCAACGAGCAUAGCUGGCAAGAAGUCUAACGAACUCCUGCAAAGCGGUCUGAGCAGUCUCAAGUCAGCCGCGACUAGUAUGGCGAAGAAGUUCGAUGAGAUGAAGGAGGUUAUAUCGGCGAAUUCCACGCCAGUCAAAGGGGCUAUCGGGAACGCUACCAGCGCCUUAACCAGCUUCAUGGGCGAAGAUGAAUCUGGGGACGGCUCUUCGGAAUUCAAUCCAGAUGAACAUUCCGGUAAUGGCUUUAGACGUGUCUCGAGUGAUGCUGAGCUAGCGUCGUCAACUGAGCGCGGGUCACUCGCUACUCUACUGUCACAUCUUCCGGACAACCUUUACCCGACGCUAAAUGGCAACGCCAAAGCGGAGAACGUGUCAGUGACAGUGCACAUAACGUCGUGCUCGCAGUGCCACCAGUGCCUGGCGCUGCUGUACGACGAGGACAUCAUGGCGGGCUGGGCGGCCGACGACUCCAACCUGAACACGCGCUGCACGGCCUGCGGCAGGCACACCGUGCCCUUGCUCUCUGUGCAGGUUAUACGAACGGGUCUAACACAAGCGGAGACCAUGAGCGUGCCUUAUUUAAAUCCUCUCGUUCUCAGAAAGGAAUUCGAAUCUAUUUUAGGUAGGGAAGGUGAUGCAUGUCUAGCGGAGUCUGAGUUCGUGGAGUCUCAUCCAAUAGUGUACUGGAACUUGGUGUGGUUCCUCGAGCGCGCGAACAUUGAGAACCAUCUCCCUGACUUGCUGUGUCCCAACUAUUCAGCCAAGUACCAGAGUACGGACCAACUGCCUGAUGUGGACAAACCAGUUGGUGUGCGCGUAGUGUGCGAGUGGGAGAGCGCCAGGCCGGCGGAGGGCGAGGCGCAGGCGCUGUACAGGGCGUGGCGGGGACGCAGACAGCAACCGCGCUCGCGGCAACUGCGCGCGCUGUUGCUGACUGACCACGACUGUAAUGCGCACCAAUCGGUCGUCGCGGCUGUACUGGACGGACUGGUCAGCAACGAUCUGUCGGACGCGAUACGCAGACUGGCCGCGUGGCGAGACUCCACGUGCGGCAACAAGCGGUAUUACUCUUACUAUAGGGACAUAUUAUUCCUAGCGAUGGCAGCGCUAGGUGAACAGAACAUCGACUUCAUAGCCCUCCAGCGCGAGUACACACGCGCCCUCGAACAGCUGGGCACAGAGACGAGGCCGCAGGACUUGCCCCCGUCACCUACCGCCGCAUGCUGCAGGCACUACUUCAAGAGACUACGACUGAACAUACACGAAGUAUGAUCUAAAACUCUUUGGCAUUUCACUCAGAGGCCACCAUAGACAAGGGAAUUAAGGAAAUGAUAGUGAGAUAGGCCUAUAGAUGUCACAAGAUAUCUCGAGAAUGGAAAAACAUAUGGUACACGAAUUAUGAUCUAAAGCUGUAUGGCAUUUCAUUCACAGGCCACCAUAGACAAUGGAAGGAAUUAAAGAAAUGAUAGUGAGAUAGGCCUAUAGAUGUCACAAGAUAUCUCGAGAAUGGAAAAAGACAUGGUCGAAUAGCGCGGCAUUAUUUAAGGCUACACCGUGCAAGUUUCAUCGUAUGUAAGCUGCCCCGACACUUAUUAGUGCCAAUACAAGAAAUCCCUUAACAAUAUUAAAAAUGACCUCAAGCUAAUUUACCGGGUAUAAAGUCAUUGAAUUUUGACCUAUUUUUAGGUUAAAGUGAAUGACCUCAAAGGGUUGACGAGCCGCACAGCGGCAUGGCAUUGAAUAGAUAGGUGUUUGAAAAUAAGGAUUUUUAGAACAAUCAAUAUUGUUACAAUUGUAUAUCCUUGAAUUAUGCUUUGUUUUUUUUUAUAAUAACACUAAUGGAUAAUAUACAUUGGGUACAUUAUGCGAUUUCGAUUUAGAUAAAGCAAACAUCACGGUGUAUAUGCUGAAAAUAUAUAAUAUAUAUGGAAAAUAUCUCUCGUUGAUUCAUCAUAAAGAGAAAGAUAUUUUUGAUUCCGUCGGUAUUGGUCGUCAAUAUGUGUUUUUCUUUUCACUAGAUAUGUCAUUGACACAAGUUGGUCUACUGGAUAAACCAAUUGCAUUGUCACAAUACUCUCGUGUGUGGUCACAAGGGAAUAUGAUUUUUCGUUUCCGAUUUCUUAGCUUUAAAGUUUGACUUGCCUCUGAAAUCGUGUAAAAUGGCGUUGUAUAAUAAAUCAGUUACGAAGGCUUAUAAAAUUACGUUAGUUAAAAUUCCAAGUUUAUUUGCGAAUUGGUUACAAAGGAAGGUUUGUUCUUACAAUCCAGGAUUUAAUAGCGGUCUUUGCAAUUUGAAAUUUUUAGAUGUGAGAUUUUUAUGUUGAAUGUAUUGUAUAAUUGCUUAUCUACAUUAUUGUAUUUUAUACAUAUAUGGACGAUUUUUUACACGAAAAAUGAUUUUGUACAAGAUUAUGUCAAACAUAAUAUGACAACCGUCCAUUAUGUUUUAAGUCGACAAAACUGCAAGCGAAUCUCUAUGACAUUCAAUUUUAUCAUUAAUACAUUUAAUACAAGGACAUAAAGAUGAAUUUCCAAUGACAAUGACUUUAAAAUUAUAGGUGAGAUAAGGUUUUAGGUAAUGUCUCAUGGCCCUGAACUAUGAAAGUUUUGUAGUCUUGACUUUUAUCAAGUUUUGACACUCAUCGAGAACAUGAAACAUUCAAAUUCUCGAUCAGUUUAUCUUAUUUAUCUGUAACCCCAAAGGAUGAAAUUCUUUCUCGCUAGAAAUUAUGCUUCUAUGUAUCGAAAAAUUUAAUAAACAUGUGAUGUUUAGCCCGUUUUUGGACGUAUUCUUGUCUAGCUUAUAGUUACUUUUGCCCCAAUACAUAUUUAUGGUAUUUAUGUCUGCUGUCCUAAUUGGAAUGUACCUAUAUCAACCGACUUUAAAAAAAAACGGUGAAUACAAAUCCUGACUGUCAAAUAUAUUCACCGAUAUUUUUUUAAUUGAUUGCUGUCAGAAUAUGUGAAGCCAAACGUUCUUUAAUUCUUUUGAUAAUUCAUUGAACGCCUAAUAUUAAUAUUCCACAAUUUCUAUGACAUAACAAUUGUGCCUACCAUUGUGACAUUAAUUUUAAAAGAACAUUGGUUUUAAACCGUAUCUUAAUAUUGACUGUCAGAAUAUUUUAAGAAUUUAUGCUUUAAAUUCAGUUCAAUCUAUACUUGUUUUCACAAAUUAUUAUAAAAAAAUUGCACGCAGAUCUUUUGGUAGCAUAACGGAAAAGUGGCUCGAAACAUUUAGCUUACUUUUUCCUCAUAAAGUUUCAGUUUAGGGAAAACACGAAUAAAGUAUUAUGUUAAUUUGAAAUAAUAAAAAACCAUGUUUGGCACCAUAUUAACAUUUUCAUUACAACUUAGCAUGCUAGUAGAUGGUAUUAGUUCGAAAAAUAGCGAUAAUAAUUUUUUUUUUUUUACUGGCAAUACUUUUAAAUUAUUUAUUUCAUUUAUAUGUGUAUAUUUGACAUACAAUACAAUUUAAAUAGUCAUUCUUUAUAUAUAUUUGACAUACAAUUCACAUCAAUUUGUACAUAAAUAAAAUAUUAUUGUAUUUAUUUGUGAUUGCGUUUUGACUUUUUUUUUCGUUUUAUUUUUACGUAAGACGUAUCCGUUAUGCGUAAAUCUCGGGUGCUAAUGCGUAAUAUAAAUUAAUUAUAACAUUUUAUUCACUGUACAUAUUGUAAUGUAUAAAUAGGAUUUGAAAUUAUUCAUGAUACAAUGACGUAUAGCUUGUCAAGUUCGUUGAUUACACCCCAUGAUAUGUGGGCGACGGGAGGAAGGACUACGCGGGUGUGAAAAUGUGCGCGCAGAGCAUCGCCCUCACCUCCCUCCCGGCCCGCGCUGACCAUAGUGUUACGAACGAAUUUACCAAGCUAUAUCUAAUAUGUGUGAAAAAGAUUUAUUGAUAUAUCACUUCAAACCCAUUACUAGACCUCAAAAGAUAAAUUUGCACUUCUCGAAAGCAGCCUCGGUUUUAACAUAAGAAAUUUUCAUAGCAUAAAAUAAUUAAAAACUUAUCUGUUUUUGAUAUUUUUUUCAUGAUUAUAUGAUAAAGAAAAGUGUGUGUGAACUCCGACGCACUAAUGGAGUUUACUCUUUCAGAUCGACUGUCUAAAUAGGUGUAUGUUGCCCCGCAGCAUACACUAUGUACGUCUCAAUACCCACGCCUGAAAAAUUAAUGGUGCGCAACCGAGGAGCCGCAGGCGGCUGCGCACGGUGAAAGGUGCGCAGAAUAGGUUGCGCACAAAAACGUAACGAAUUUUACCGCCCAUUAUUUUUCUCAUACCGGGGGCUAUAUAUAAAAAAUCGAUUCUUAAGGAGUAAACUCACAAAAAAUUUCUUGAUUUUUUUUCUUUAGCGCAAAGUUUGUUAAACAAACUUCAUAUUUGGCUACAGUUUUUGCAGUUAUUUACUAAAAUCUAAUCUAAUCUAAUGUGAUGUGAUAUUUAUGUAACAGCGUACAUAUUGGUUUAUGUAAUGUUUCACAUACAUACACAUUUUCAGUGCACAUUUUUAACCAUUCCAAAAUUGCACUUAGUUUUUAAACUUUUGCUUUGUUAAAAUUUCAUUAAAACAAAAGUCAUGUUUGUAUACUGUCAAAAAUUGAGUCUUGUACAUAUUGAUAAGAAAUUGGUAUGUACUGAUGUUUUUUUUUUAGUUUGAAGAUCCUAAGUUUGAUGUCAUGAACAGUAUGUAAUUGUAACACAUGUGUGACUUGUAACAUCAUAUAAAAUAUUGUGUAACCUUGUAACGAUAUUUGAAGUGAAUUUAUUAUUGUUAAACGAUGUAGGGCCACUACACACUAGCGCGCAAAGCGUCAUAUUAUCGCAUGCAUGCGCUAGUGUGUAGGGGCCUUAAGAUGUAACUUCUAAACCGUUCCCAUAAAACACCAUGUAUCAUGAUUUAUAUGUAUAGAUUUAGUCAAAGUAAUCAAAUUGUUGUGUACCUAGUACAAAAACUAAAUCUUGGACAUCUGCUAGUUUAUUUCAUCAGAAAUAAAUUAAGAUAAAUUGUUAUUAAUAUGGUUAACUAGCGGACGCCCGCGACUUCGUCCGUGUGGAAUUUGAUCUGAACUUUAAACCCCUAUUUCACCCCUCUAUUUUCUAUUUUCGCAUGUUUUAUAAUUAUAAAUGAAUAGUCCAAAAUAAUCGUUUUACAAAAUUAUAACUCAAACCAGGAACAAGAAAAAUAGAUAUUGAAAAAACUUCAAGCCCUUUUUAAGCCUUUAGGGGCAGAAUUUUGAAAAAUUUGAAUAAGACUGAAACUAAAAUUUUCAAUAUAUCUUCAAUGAAGAGAAUUACACCAGUUACAGUUUCAUAAGAAUCUAUACUAAUAUUAUAAAUGCGAAAUUAAGUCUGUUUGUCUGUCUGUCUGUCACCUUUUCACGCCUAAACGGCUGAACCGAUCAAGAUGAAUUUUGGAAUAAUGGUAAAUGGUACCUUAUAGCAAAACAUAGGGUACUUUUGAGCCCAAAAUUAAUAAUAGAAAGGGUAAAAUAGGUAUGAAUGGAAAGUCCUUUAUUUUAAAAAUUUGUACAUAAAUCAUGAAAAAUACGAAAUAUAAUGCGAUUCAAGAGUUUAUAAAAUUAAAUCCCUAAAAUGGUGAAAUAGGGGGAGAAAGUUUACAUUGAUUUUCUAGCGGACGAAGUCGCAGGCGUCCGCUAGUACGAGUAGAUAGAUAUGCGAUGAAAAAGUGACUGCCAAAUCGAAAGUAUUGAAAAGUGUCAACAUAAUAAUUUAAAAAUUUACAGUAAUGUUGUCUUGUGUGAUUUGAAAUUCAUGCAUCAUCACAAUAUGCAAUGGCCUAAAAUAUAUUGAUGCUUUCUUGAAUUUAACAUAACAUACUAUUUAUAUUAUGAAUACUCAUGACUAACAAUAGUUGAGGAUCGAAAUACUAUUUAUUCAGUUAUCACUUAACCGUAGUCUUAGUCGAAUAAUGUGAGGCAGUUAUUUAGCAGGUAUUAUUAUUAUUUUCAUUCUUAUAUUGUAAAGUUAUAGGAAAUAUGUAUGUCAUUAUGUUAUUAUAUAUUUUUUUAAAUACACAAUUUUUAUUAAUUGUCAUUUUAUCGAAUUAAAAUAUAUGUAUGAUGCAAUAAUAAAUGUUUCUAGUUUGGACUGUAUUAGGUGCGCGCAAGAUAAGUUGCCAAUUAUGUUGCCAGCGUUAGUGAUCUAUUUUGCCCGCCAAGAGAUGGCGGCACUUUUGAUUAUAGCUUCAAAUUCAUUCGUAACAGACCUGAUGGUCCGGGAAGCGGUAGCGAUGCCCCGCGCGGCGCACGACUUCACACCCGCGCAGUACUUUCUCCCCGUCGCCCGCAUAUCAGGGGAGUGUCAUCAAUGAACUUGUCAAGCUAUAGUUCCGAUUUUGGCCACGCGCAAACUUAUCGUGCGCGCACUCUACGCUUUUUAUAGAAGCACCUUGUCUAUGAUCAAAUGAUUAUGUAUUUGGAUGUUAUAUCGCAGAGCUAAUGAUACUUUAUUUGCCUCAAGUUAUGUUUAAAGCCAUAUUUUAAGUUCAAUAUGAAAUGUACAAUGGUGAUAGUCGCCUAGAAGUAUUUUUAUAAUAUUUGAAGUGAUUUAUAUCAUGUACAAGGUAAUUAAAAAGACAUGCAAUAAUAAAUUUCAAUGUAUUAAAAUUAAUUUCCAUUUUAUUGUUUUAUUUAAAAUUUAUUGUAAACGACGAGUAUAAUGAGAUGGAUAUAAUUUUUAUAUAAAAAAAAUAUAUUGCUUCA
Molecule: messenger RNA, 10595 nt
Organism: Bicyclus anynana (squinting bush brown)
Lineage: Eukaryota; Metazoa; Arthropoda; Insecta; Lepidoptera; Nymphalidae
Gene: Crag
Product: DENN domain-containing protein Crag
Exons: 35
Coding region: 263-5146 (1627 amino acids)
Biological process (GO): regulation of Rab protein signal transduction
Cellular component (GO): cytoplasmic vesicle
Molecular function (GO): protein binding
Source: RefSeq, a predicted model, not a curated record